Molecule: messenger RNA, 693 nt
Organism: Arachis stenosperma
Lineage: Eukaryota; Viridiplantae; Streptophyta; Magnoliopsida; Fabales; Fabaceae
Exons: 1
Coding region: 1-693 (230 amino acids)
Molecular function (GO): nucleic acid binding
Source: RefSeq, a predicted model, not a curated record
AUGACAGGUCUGCUGAAGAAACAUGACAUCAUUCACAAGGUGACGACGGCUUACCAUUCCCAAACCAAUGGGAAAGCCAAGGUGUCUAAUAGAGAGAUCAAGCACAUAUUGGAGAAGAUUGUUAAACCUCAUAGAAGGGACUGGAGCUCCAAGCUUGGAGAUGCGCUAUGGGCUUAUCGGACAGCUUACAAAACACCCAUCAGCAUGAGUCCGUUUUGCCUAGUCUACAGGAAAGGCUUGUCACCUUCCGAUAGAGGUGGAACACAAAGCUUACUGGGCUUUGAAAGAAUGCAACUCAGGAUUGGGAGGAGCCAGAUUGAAAGGAAACUACAACUAGAGGAAUUGGAGUGCCUUUGGCUAGAAGCGUAUGAAAAAUCAAGGCUCUACAACGAAAAGGUGAAGGCGGUGCAUGACAAGAACAUAAAAAGAAGAGAGUUUAGAGUUGGGGAUCAAGUUCUUCUCUACAACUCAAGGUUGAGGUUAAUGCUAGACAAGCUGAGGUCAAGGUGGGAUGGACCCUAUGUGGUGGAAAAGGUGGAAUCGUAUGGAGUUGUUCACCUAAGUCACCCCUCAAGCCCAACCUUCUUCAAAGUCAAUAGCCACCGUUUGAAGCUGUAUCAUGGUGCAAAGGUGAAGAACAACAAGGAGCUAGAGAUCUUCCUCUUGAAGGAUCCAGCAAAGGAAGAGGAAUGA